This is a messenger RNA of Cajanus cajan (pigeon pea), 1134 nucleotides long. The record is from RefSeq and is a predicted model, not a curated record. NCBI's taxonomy places the organism in Eukaryota, Viridiplantae, Streptophyta, Magnoliopsida, Fabales, Fabaceae.
AUGUCAAAGAAAAAUUGCACAGUAACAAAAUAUCUUCUUUCAAUUAAAAACACCGUAGAUUCAUUAGCAGCUGUUGGUUCACCAAUUUCUGGGGAUGAGCAUAUUGAGGCCAUUCUUGAUGGACUUCCGAAAGAAUUUGAUUCUUUUAUCACAUCUAUUACAUCCCUUUUGGAUCCUUACUUAGUGGAUGAUAUUGAGGCAUUGUUAUUAGCACAAGAAGAAAGGUUUGACAAACACCAAAAGAUAGAGCACAAUUUUGUUCAAGCAAAUACUGCAACAGUAAAUUCUCAAAUGGGAAAUUUUGGAAGAGGAAGAGGAGAACAAAAAUAUGUUUGUGGUGCUAACUAUGGUCGUGGAGGAAGAAAUAAUAAUAGAGGAGGCUUCAAUAACUAUAGAAGAGGAAGAAAUACAUCAGGAAGAGGCUUUGACAGGAAUAGUUGGUUUCAAUCCAAUCAAAACAAUUGGAAUAAUCCUAAACCACAGUGUCAAAUCUGUGGAAAUUUUGGGCAUGUGGCUAUUGAUUGUUGGCAGAGGUUUAAUCAAGACUUUUAUCAACCUCCACGGGCUAAUACCUCACUGUUUCAUUCUAGUGCAUUGGUUUAUUCUUAUCAAGGAAACAUUGCCAUUCCAUCAACUGUUCAAGAUCCUUUGUGGUAUCUUGAUAGUGGGACCUCACAUCAUAUGACCAAUGAUGAAGCUAAUCUCUCAGCUAAAUCCUCCUAUCAAGGCUCAGACAAUGUCAAAAUUGGUAAUGGUGCAGGUUUGCCAAUAUAUGCACUGCCCACAAGAACAUCAUUGGAAGGUAGUGAAAAGAAUUAUGAGUCACUAUUAAGUGAAUUAAUGGUUCCAAAGUCUCUACCCAGAAUUUACUGUGACAAUUUAAGUGCAGUACUCAUUACUGCCAAUCCUGUGUUGCACUCGAAAACUAAACACUUUGAGCUGGAUUUGCACUUUGUGAGAGAUAAAGUCAAAAAGAAUGAAGUAAGAGUUAUUCAUCUUCAUGCAGAAUACCAAGUUGCAGAUACACUUACAAAACCUCUAGCUAAACAACAAUUUCAGCAUUUUCGAAACAAACUCAUGGUUGCCACUUUGGACACCAUGAGUUUGAGGGGAGAUGUUAAGGGUAAAGGAUGA